AUGUCUUGUUUACAACAGCAGCAGUUUUAUGUUCCAACUCUUCAGCAAUAUGGUUUAGAUUUGACCAAAAUGGCCCAAGAGGUAAACCCCAAAUGAAUUUCAGUAUUCUAACUUGAUAUUUGCAUAGUGGAGAUACUAUGCAAGAGAAGAAAAAAUAACCCUUGCCUUAUUGGUGACCCAGGUGUUGGAAAGACUGUAAUUGCAGAAGGCCUAGCUCAGGCCAUUGUUAAUGCUCAAGUUCCAAAUAAACUUCAGGGCAAUAAGGUAUUUUCUUUGGAGAUUGGUAGACUUGUUGCUGGUGCUACAUAUCGUGGCGACUGUGAAGAGAGGUUGGUGAAGAUUGUUCAAGAAGUUGAAAGUAGCAAAGGGAGAAUAAUCCUCUUCAUUGAUGAGCUUCAUACUCUUAUUGGAGCUGGAGGAGAAAGAGGAGCUCUUGAUGCUGCUAACAUCUUGAAACCAGCUCUUGCAAGAGGUGUCCUUAAGUGUGUUGGUGCUACUACUCAGGAUGAAUAUAGGAAGUAUAUUGAAAAAGACUCAGCUUUGAAAAGAAGGUUUCAAACAGUUGAAGUACCUGAACCAUCUAUUGAAGAAACAAUCGAUAUAUUGAAUGGUUUACAAAACAAAUAUGAGAGUUUCCAUAGUGUUAAGUAUUCGCAAGAGGUGAUAGUGGCAGCGGCUCGUUUGUCAAACUGGUACAUCAGUGAUAGAUUUCUCCCUGAUAAAGCAGUAGACUUGAUUGACCAUGCUGGUUCCCGAACUCAGCUUCAGAAAACAGAAGUAGCUACAAAAGGUCAAGUGAUGGUUACAGAGGCAGAUAUCCAACAUUUGGCUUCAACCUGGACAGGAAUUCCAUUGCAAAAACUCUCACUAUCAGAUUCAAACAAGUUGCUUAUCAUGGAAAUAACAUUACACAAAAGAAUUUUAGGACAGCAUGAAGCUGUGGAGGUCAUUAGCUGUGCCAUUCGCCGAGCUCGUGCUGGAAUAAGAGACCCCAGCAGGCCAGUGGCAAGCUUCUUGUUCACUGGCUCAACUGGGGUUGGCUAAACAGAAUUGGCCGAUGCAUUGGCAGCUGAGUAUUUCGGGUCCAAAGAAUCCAUUAUCAGGCUUGACAUGAGUGAGUACAUGGAAAAACAUAGUUCUGCAAGGCUUAUUGGAUCACCUCCUGGCUAUAUAGGCCAUGAUGAAGGUGGACAACUGACAGAAGCUGUUCGUCGCAGGCCGCACUCUCUGAUCCUCUUUGAUGAGAUUGAAAAGGCUCACACAGACAUUUUUAAAAUUCUUCUUCAGAUUUUGGAUGACGGCAGGCUCACAGAUGGUAAAGGUAAAACUGUGGAUUUUAAAAAUACUAUUAUCAUAUUGACCUCAAACAUUGGCAACAAUGUAAUUCUUAAAGGGCAUCAAUUUGGUUUUGGGCAAGUGAAAAUGGAAGUUGCAGAUGAACUGAGGAAAACAUUCAGGCCCGAGUUCUUGAAUAGGCUUGAUGAUGUGGUGGUAUUUAUGCAACUUGAAUCUGCUCAGCUAAAAUAGAUAGUGAACAUAAUGCUGAAAGAAGUUAUUCAAAGACUUAAAGAAAAGAACAUUACCCUGGUAGUGGGGUUUGAGGUCAAAGAGAAGUUGGUUAAAGAAGGAAAUUAUCCAAUCUAUGGGGCUAGACCAUUGAGAAGAGCAAUAGUGAGUCUCUUAGAAGAUACCUUGGCUGAGAGGAUUCUGAGAGGAGACAUUAAAGAAGGGGAUGCAAUUCUUGUUAGUCUUGACAACAAGGGAAAUGUAGUAGUGACUUAAAUUUUGUCAAGUGAUGAAUUCAUGAACUUAUUUGAAUCCUUAAAGUAAAUGGCUUUCUUUUAUGAAUUUCC
This is a messenger RNA of Cannabis sativa, 1853 nucleotides long. RefSeq names its product ATP-dependent Clp protease ATP-binding subunit ClpA homolog CD4B, chloroplastic. Lineage: Eukaryota; Viridiplantae; Streptophyta; Magnoliopsida; Rosales; Cannabaceae. Gene Ontology annotation, molecular function: ATP hydrolysis activity; ATP binding. The transcript has 5 exons. Gene Ontology annotation, biological process: cellular response to heat. Gene Ontology annotation, cellular component: cytoplasm. The record is from RefSeq and is a predicted model, not a curated record.